This is a messenger RNA of Exophiala xenobiotica, 471 nucleotides long. RefSeq lists its product as uncharacterized. The transcript has 2 exons. The record is from RefSeq and is a predicted model, not a curated record. Gene Ontology annotation, cellular component: fungal-type vacuole membrane; plasma membrane. Lineage: Eukaryota; Fungi; Ascomycota; Eurotiomycetes; Chaetothyriales; Herpotrichiellaceae. Gene Ontology annotation, molecular function: transmembrane transporter activity. Gene Ontology annotation, biological process: transmembrane transport. The coding region runs from base 1 to 471 and encodes 156 amino acids.
AUGGAAAUAGGUUUUGUUUUGUCCACGGCCAUCGUGACUCUGAAAGAUGUGUUGCAGACAAUCUUUCUUUGGUGCAAGAAUGUCUGGUUGCGUUCUUUCGUUGAUGAGCGCCACGCUCUCAUCCCUCAACUGUGUGUCCUGUUCGUGCUCGCCGGUGUCGUAGGGCCCAAAUUCGUCGCUAACAGCCAGUCGGUCUACGACACGUCUGCUACUUUGGCCGGGAACCGCCUGAGUUUUUUUUCUUGCUUCUCGGCCUGCUUCGUCAUGCUUUUCGGGGUUGGCCUUGCCUCAGGCGCGACCGUCGACCCCGCCUGGGCCGCCGCAAACGAGGUCUCUGCUGGGGCACUAGUCGUUGCCGGCUUCGAGCCUCUGGGGGCAUUCGGGCAUUUCUGUGCUGUCAUCGUCGGGCUCGGCCUCAUUAACAAUAACAUCCCUGGCACUUAUUCUGCAGCGCUGGCCUUCCAGCUUUAG